AUGCCGCUGAUUUCGCGCGUAGUGUCCAUUUUCCUGCGCAUCGGAGAGAUUGGUUUCGGUGCUAUCGUUGCUGGUAUUAUUGGAUGGUAUCUCCACAAGUAUGACAGUGCCCAUUCAUGGCCCCGAGCACGCUGGAUCUACACAGAAGUAGUCGCUGGGUUAUCGGUCUUGCUUGGACUUCUCUGGCUUAUACCUUUCGCGUCAUCUUUCUUUGUCUGGCCUAUCGAUGUCAUACUGGGACUCGCUUGGUUUGCAGCGUUCGGUGUACUAGUCGAUGCGCUCGAGGAUAGCAGCUGCUGGUAUGGUCCAUGGGAAGCCAUAAGCUGGGACGGGAGAACAUACCUCAGCUAUAACAGCAGUUGUGCACGCUGGAAGGCUGCAGAGGCUUUCAGCUUUUUGUCCGCUGUUUUCUGGCUUGCAUCUGGCCUGGUGGGGAUUUGGUUCGUCUUCCGCGUGCGCUCAGCUCGCGCCGAUGCAGUUCCCGUCCGCCGUCGCUGGUAUAGUCGCCACUACGUCUAG
Molecule: messenger RNA, 519 nt
Organism: Paecilomyces variotii
Lineage: Eukaryota; Fungi; Ascomycota; Eurotiomycetes; Eurotiales; Thermoascaceae
Product: membrane-associating domain-containing protein
Exons: 5
Coding region: 1-519 (172 amino acids)
Cellular component (GO): membrane
Source: RefSeq, a predicted model, not a curated record